AUGGAAACCACAACAGCACUGACCGAAUUGACCAGUGGAGAAGUCUUUCUCUCCAAAUCUCGGAGACGAGGUAGUGGUGUGCCAACAAAUAUUACCGAAGACGCUUCUCUUGCAACGUCCAUGUUUCAAUCAUUUUCAUUCCCUCCUCGACCUCCAGGUCAUGAUGAAGUCUCGGAUGUAGUUGAGGAGUUAGAGGAUAUGAAUUUGAAUAAGGAAAAUUCGGAUGAUGAAUAA
Molecule: messenger RNA, 234 nt
Organism: Naegleria lovaniensis
Lineage: Eukaryota; Heterolobosea; Eutetramitea; Acrasida; Naegleriidae
Exons: 1
Coding region: 1-234 (77 amino acids)
Source: RefSeq, a predicted model, not a curated record